GGGCUGCGGGCUGCGGCGGGAUGGGCGCUCUCCGGGCUGGCGCCCUCGCCUUCCUCCUCCUCCUCCUCCUCGGCUGCCUCCUGCCCCGGCGCGGCCCGCUCAGGCUGGUCUCAGGGCGGGAGGAGAUUAAAGCUGCUUCCCGAAGCCUGCCCCAGCCCAUGUCACCCUCUGAUUUCCUGGACAAGCUUAUGGGACGAACAUCGGGGUAUGAUGCCCGGAUUCGACCCAACUUCAAAGGUCCGCCUGUCAACGUGACGUGUAACAUCUUCAUCAACAGCUUCGGCUCCGUCACCGAGACCACCAUGGACUACCGGGUGAAUGUCUUCCUGCGGCAGCAGUGGAACGACCCUCGCCUGGCUUACCGCGAGUACCCUGACGACUCCCUCGACCUUGACCCCUCCAUGCUCGACUCCAUCUGGAAGCCAGACUUGUUCUUUGCCAACGAGAAAGGGGCCAAUUUCCAUGAGGUCACCACCGACAACAAGCUGCUGCGCAUCUUCAAGAAUGGCAAUGUGCUAUACAGCAUUAGGCUGACACUGAUCCUGUCCUGCCCCAUGGACCUCAAGAACUUCCCCAUGGACAUCCAGACGUGUACCAUGCAGUUGGAGAGCUUUGGCUACACCAUGAAUGACCUCAUCUUUGAGUGGCUGGAGGAGCAGGAGGCCGUGCAGGUGGCAGAGGGCUUGACGCUCCCGCAAUUCAUCCUUAGGGAUGAGAAGGAUCUGGGCUACUGCACCAAGCAUUACAACACAGGCAAGUUCACCUGCAUCGAGGUGAAGUUCCACCUGGAGAGGCAGAUGGGUUACUACCUGAUCCAGAUGUACAUCCCCAGCCUGCUCAUCGUCAUCCUCUCCUGGGUCUCCUUCUGGAUCAACAUGGAUGCGGCGCCGGCCCGGGUGGGCUUGGGCAUCACCACUGUGCUCACCAUGACCACGCAGAGCGCCGGCUCCCGUGCCUCCCUGCCCAAGGUCUCCUAUGUGAAGGCCAUCGACAUCUGGAUGGCUGUGUGCCUGCUCUUUGUCUUUGCCGCCUUGUUGGAGUACGCAACCGUCAACUUCAUCUCCCGCCAGCACAAGGAGUUUAUGCGCCUGCGCCGGCGCCAGCGGCGGCAGAGGAUGGAGGAAGAGCUUGUCCGUGAGAGCCGCUUCUACUUGCGAGGCUACGGGCUGGGCCACUGCCUGCAGCCGAAGGAUGGGGCUGGGGAGGGCCCUGGCAUCUACAGCACCCCCCCGGCCGGCAUGCUGCUGCGGGAAGGGGAGAGCCUCCGCAGGUGUUACACCGACCGGGCCAAGCGCAUUGACACCAUCUCCCGAGCCGUCUUCCCCUUCACCUUCCUGGUCUUCAAUAUCUUGUACUGGGUCAUCUACAAAGUGCUGCGCUCGGAGGACAUCCACUCAGUGCCCUGAAGCCUGGAAAAGCAUGACUGCUUCUUGGUCUGACCCCCCCCAGGGCACCCAGCGCCACAAGCUCAGCCAGAACAACAUUUCCCUCUGUCCUGGAGCAGUGGCACAGCCGGGCUGGGCCUCGGAGCCUGGACAUGUGGCAGCCCUCAUGUCCCUUUGGAUGCCAGGGCACCGAGGUGAGGGAUCAAGAACCUCAGGUCCCCAUGGUCAGUUGGAGAGAGGGGCCCCUCCUGCCUCCUGCACGGUGUCACCCCCGAGUACCCAGGGAUGCUGCGCUGCCAGGGGAGCCCCAGGUACCCAGGGAUGCUGCACAGCUGGUGGCCAGGGAACACCACACUCCAGCCAAACACCCUCCACCUCUCUGCACCUUCCACAUCAGGCUGCUGCUUCUCCAGGCUACAUCACCAAGCCAUAGGCCAUGAGCAGCCGGGCGAGAGGCUGCAGUCCCCUCUCCUCCCCUGGCCUGGAGCUCAGUUGCAGGAAACAGCAGGCGGCACCCAUGACUGUGCCCAGACCGCGUGGGGUGCUGCUAUGGCCCAAUAGCCCCCAGCCCAGCAACAGACAGGGCCCCUCCAGCCCCCCAGCCAGCUCCAACACACAGGAAAGCAGUGGGUCAGGGAUGCUUCCCUCCCUGCAAGAGCCCAGAGCUGCCCACCAUACCCCUGGGCAGGAGGCUCCAUUUCCGCUGGGAAAACGCCGAGAGCAAAGGGGCACAAACAGCCAUUGCAGCUGCAGACGGGAGCCACUCGGCAUUGGGGAGCUGGCACUGCACUACCUGCUAGUAGGGUCCACAGCCCAUCUUCGGGAUGAAAGUAGCGGGAGCGGUUUGGCGGAUCCCUUUGGGGGAGCAGAGUGGUGGCACCCCCAGACUGCUGCAUCCCCCUGGCCUCACGGUGCCAGCAGAGAGCUGAAGGUGAAAACUGUCCCGUUCCCCAGCGUUGUCCCCACCCUGUUGCCCAGGCAUGGCAUCCCCUGGGCAGGCUCACCCCUCCUGCUCCUCCACUGGACAGGAGAGCAUCCAAAACCUCAACAGGACAAGCUCAGCAAGGCUUACAUCCCUCCAGCCCUGGAUAUCCUCCGUGCUUAGUGGGAAAUAAAAGCAGUAGGUGAUGUUUA
Tyto alba (common barn owl) is the source of this 2519-nucleotide messenger RNA. Its product is annotated as glycine receptor subunit alpha-4. The record is from RefSeq and is a predicted model, not a curated record. The coding region runs from base 21 to 1406 and encodes 461 amino acids. Gene Ontology annotation, biological process: chemical synaptic transmission; regulation of membrane potential; chloride transmembrane transport. Gene Ontology annotation, cellular component: neuron projection; synapse; plasma membrane. The transcript has 9 exons. NCBI's taxonomy places the organism in Eukaryota, Metazoa, Chordata, Aves, Strigiformes, Tytonidae. Gene Ontology annotation, molecular function: glycine binding; transmembrane signaling receptor activity; transmitter-gated monoatomic ion channel activity.